This is a messenger RNA of Parasteatoda tepidariorum (common house spider), 638 nucleotides long. RefSeq lists its product as uncharacterized. The record is from RefSeq and is a predicted model, not a curated record. NCBI's taxonomy places the organism in Eukaryota, Metazoa, Arthropoda, Arachnida, Araneae, Theridiidae.
AUUUUAUAGAAGAAAUAGGUAGACAAAAGCGUUUAAAAUUAAAGCCUGUAGGAAAAAGAGUAAAUAAAUAGAAAUGAUUGACAGAUUUCUAAGGAAUCUAAAGAAAAGUUUCUAUUAAAGUUUUUUUUAGAUAUUGUUAAGUCAUUUCUUAAAUAACUUUUGGGGAAUUUUUUCCGAAGAAAGGAUGUUUCAAAGGAAAGCAAACCUUCCUACAAGACCUUCAAUCCCUUCGAAAGAGGAAAUUUUAGAAGAUUUAUCUUCCGCAAAUCUAGAUGAUGUUCUGUUCAAAAUCGAAACAGAAACUAACUUUACUGAUGAUAAUGAGGGAUUGAAUGGUACUAAAGAAUCAGAUGAUAACCAUCAAAAAGGAUCUAACCCAAUUGAAAGUCCUGAUCAAGCCUAUGAAAAGAUUUCUUCAUUUGUUGAUAAGAUGAAUAAUUUGGAAGAACGUCUCCUAACAUUAAAAAGGGAAAAAGAAAGUCUCUCUAAAUUAGAAGAAAGUCUUAUAGCAGAUAUGUCUAAAAUUCAAAAAGAAUUGCUGAAAAAGCAAUCUCCAUCUACAUGAAGAAUCUAUAUGAUUAAUGUCAAAGAUACUUGUAUAAAUAUUUAUUAAUAAAUUUAUUUGCCUUUUGGCUAAA